CGUUUCAGUUAGACGAAGGCCGACGGAUAGUCAGCACGCGAUCGCGACGACCAGUGCCGGCCAGCUGUACCGCGCCCGCUGCAGCAGAACACCGUUCGACGGUUCCACACAACAAUCGUCGUAUUCGUGUACGCAAAGGGGAGGGUCACGUAGAAGGACAAAUAUAAUUAAACAGCCAAAAUGAGUGAUGACGAAGAUUUACCGACGACUAAACUAAAAGGCGAAGGAAUUAAUGAUGCCGAAUCGGGCUAUUCGAAAAUGUUCAAAAACAAAAUGGAAAGCCGAAGAACCUUCUACAUAGUUUUAACAUUACUAAUAUUCAUAUUUGCAGUGCUCGUAAUAGCUGUUAUCGGACUAUCGUUUGCCUACCUAACGAGGACGGAAGACCAAAGACGGACAUGUACAACAGAAGACUGCUUAAGAUCUGCUGCAGCAUUAGUUGAGUCAAUGAAUAAAUCUGUAGAUCCAUGUGAAGACUUUUAUCAAUUUGCUUGUGGAAAUUUCGCAAAAUGGCAUAAAAUACCAAAAACAGCUACUUCAAAUGAUCGGUUUUCCGAAGUACAUGCUACAGUGUUAGUACUUAUUAGAGAUUUUUUGGAAAGAGAUGAAGAUGACACUGAAAAUUAUUCCGUAUCGAAGUCUAGAAUUUUGUAUCGCUCUUGCAUGGCAACAGAUAAAACGAACACAGACGGGAUUAAGCAAUUAGUUCAGAUUUUAGACAAAAUUGGUUUAUCGGACACGGGGCUUUCUACUAAGAUAAAAUCAUCAAGUUUCUCGGCAAUGUUAGCUAGAUUAAAAAAGUCAAUCAACUUAGACUAUUUGUUCACAACAAAUGUUGAGCCGGAUACGAAAAAUCGGACAGAUAAUCGAAUUAGUCUGAGUAAACCAAAAGAUACAAAUAUAUUUCCAGUUCAUAAAUUAACAGAACACAUGAAAAAAAUGAGUUCAAGGAAAAUGCGUGAAACACUAGAAUCUGAAGAAGAAGUAGGCAACACAAGUAAAGAAUAUGCAGAAGGAAUUGGUUAUCUAAAAUCGUAUGCAAAAUAUUUCCAAAGCGCUUGGACGGAGAUUAAUAAACUGCAAUCAAAUAAUUUUGAUACUAAUUAUCAAUCUAUUGGAAUUAAAAUAUCACAACUAUUGACUUUUAUGAAUGAACAUUCAAAAAUAAAAGAAACAGUAUAUGACAAUGAUACCGAACUUCCAUCACUUAUGACUGUUGAUGAAUUUCAAAAUUAUACAAAUAAUAUUACACGGAAUUUCACUAAAUCAAACGAGCAAAUUAUUGAUUGGAGGGAAUACUUUUCAAUUCUAUUUAUGGACGUGGAGAAUGUAACAUUGAAUUUCGAAACUGAAUUAAUUCAAGUAUCUAAUAUUGAAUAUUUUGAAGCUCUAUUCGAAUUAAUCAGUAUACAUAAAAACCAAGCAAUCAUCAAUACAUGGUGGGAAGUGGUUGUCACUCUUAUGCCAUACACUUCAAACGAGAUGCGGUACAUACAAGAUAGAUUCUACUUCGAAACAACCGGUUUAGAAAAUAAUCCUUCCAGAUCACUCUAUUGUGCAAGUGCUGUAAACUCGAUGAUGGGAAUGGCUGUUUCACGUUUAUUAUUAGAAAUAGAACCAUUACAUAAUAAUAUGAAGAUGGUGGCUGAGAUGAUCAAAUAUAUUCAUUGGGCGUUCGAAAAAAUAGUCAAAGAGUUAGAUUGGAUGGAUGAUACGACCAAAAAUAGGACACUAAACAAGGCACAGCAAAUGCAAACGUUAAUUGGUUUUCCUGAAUUCAUAAAUGACUCGUAUCAGCUAGAUGAUUACUACUAUGAAUUUGAAGUAAUAGAAAAUGACUAUUUUGCCAACGUUAUACUUUAUGUUCAACAAGACUUGAACAACUCUUUGGUAGGACUUAGGCAAUCAAAUAAUUACACAAUAAACUCUUGGGCAUCAGAUCCUUUAGAAGUUAAUGCGUACAAUUGGAUCCAAGCAAAUUCAAUAACCGUUCCAGCCGGUAUAUUACGAUUUCCUUUCUUUGGACAUGAUUUGCAGGUGCUCAACUAUGGUUUUCUUGGUUCCAUACUGGGCCAUGAACUUACACAUGGUUUUGACAACACUGGCCGAAAGUUUGAUUCCGAUGGGAAUGAGAAUAUGUGGUGGACUAAUCACACUAUAAAGGAGUAUGAAAAACGUAGCGAAUGUUUCAUUCAUCAUUAUGAAUCAUAUUUAGUACCUGGAAUCGAAGAAAAGAUAAGUGGUAAAAUGACAUUGGAUGAAAAUAUUGCUGACAAUGGUGGAUUGAGAGAAGCGCUUUUGGCAUAUAGAAAAUUUGUUAAAGAAUUCGGUGAAGAACCUAAACUACCUGGAUUUGAACAGUACAGUAAUGAACAAAUGUAUUAUUUAGCUUUUGCAAAUAAUUGGUGUGAAGCAACAACACGUGAAUCGUUAUCGAAAAGCUUAUUAGACGAGCACAGUCCAAAUAACAUACGAGUGUUAGCAGGACUGACCAAUUCAGAUGAAUUUAGCGAAGUAUGGAAAUGUAAAAAAGGUUCAAAAAUGCACCCACAGAAUGAUAAAUGUAAGAUAUGGUAAUAGUUAAAAGCACCACAUUGUUUUUAUUUAUUAUAUUACCAUACAACUAACAAAUGUCUUAGAAACAUGAAUUACCUAUACAUUAUUAUUAUUGUUAUUAUUAUUGUACAAUAUUAUAAGCUUGCCAUUAGCACACUGUACUUACCAAAUAAUUUGAUUUGUAUGAAAGAGUUUUGUUAAGUCAUUAUGUUAUUAAUAUAUUUUUUUAAUUGCUUAGCUUUAGUCUUUAGAAGAUACUUAUGGUUAUCUACCUACUAAUCUAUAUGAAUGUAUAUUGUGAUAACUGAUAACUAACAAAGGUUUUAAAAACCACAUAUUUUGUCAUAAUUUAUUAUUGUAUUAAAUGAUCUUUUUAAGAAUACAUUUAUAACCGUAUUCAAAAAAUUACAAUAGAAAGUCAACCUAUUAUAAACGGACAACGAUUGUACCUACCUAUACUCUUUAGUCUUUAUUAUAGAAUCAUUGUAAAUAGGUAUAAAUAAUUAUAAUAUACAUAAUUCACACUGCA
This is a messenger RNA of Metopolophium dirhodum (rose-grain aphid), 3085 nucleotides long. RefSeq names its product neprilysin-1-like. The transcript is spliced from 18 exons. Gene Ontology annotation, molecular function: metalloendopeptidase activity. Gene Ontology annotation, cellular component: plasma membrane. NCBI's taxonomy places the organism in Eukaryota, Metazoa, Arthropoda, Insecta, Hemiptera, Aphididae. Gene Ontology annotation, biological process: protein processing. The coding region runs from base 181 to 2577 and encodes 798 amino acids. The record is from RefSeq and is a predicted model, not a curated record.